GGAGGAAAGUACUUUGUGCAUUCCGAUCUACUGUUUUGUGGAGACCUGGAGGAAAUGCAAUAGAGCUAAUUGUCACUGAUAUCGACAUGCCAGAAUCUGCAAUGUUUUGUCAAGGUGGUGACGGGAUACCAGGACUUCACGUAAAUAACCAAUCAGCUGCUGUCAAUAAUGGUGACGUCAUUGCCGGGCGGCGAUCUGGCGCAUUUGCUGCAAAGGCAAUCAGAUGCAACACAUCGGGUAUUUAUACCGUUUGUGAAGUGACGCCUAUUUUGGAAAUUGCCAGCAAUGAAAUCAUAUUAGCCAGCUCUAAUCUUCCAACAGCAAAGGGUAACCGAGUCAAAAGAGGGACAUACACGUUCACACCCGCUGAUUUUACUAAAAUGUUUUCAGCCACCCUGGGGCAAAUCAAGUUUCCCUGUGGGAAGUUUACUGCGACUGCCGCAGCGACGUUUAAGGCAUCAUUGACUACCAGUCUGACUACGAAGUGCUCUGCUCCUUUUAUCAAAAAGGUCCGUGCAGCAAUCUCUGCCUCUUUGACGUUAACUUUAACGCUGAGACUUGACAUCGAAUGCAGUUAUACAUUAUCGGGCCCUGACAACCCGAAGUAUAACCAUCCAAUCGACAACAAAGUCAUCGUCCCAUUCUGUAUACCUAUUUUUUGGGGUAUAUGCAUUCCUGCUGCCGUUGUUGCCGAUUUGACCGUGGGAUACACGUUCACUGCUCAGGCCAAAGGAUUUGUGUCACUUACAUUGGAACGCACGGGCAAUCUCAGCGCCUCUGCCCAGUGGGAUGACUCUAGUGACAUCUCUUUCUCUGGUCCGACAUUUUCGUUGACCCCGAUGACCAAAAACUUCAAUGGUGGGUUGGAGAAAGACGAGACGUUUGUCCGAGCACAACUUACGAUAACCCCAGCGUUGAAAGUACAUGUUCCAAACAUGGCUAUAAUUGAGCGCAUCAUACGCGACGCAUCUCGGUGGAUUAGAUGGUGGUUGAAAGAUCUGUUUGGGGAAGGAGCAUCAAUAAACUUAGAUCCGAUCCUUGAGUUCGUCCUAUCAGCACCACUGAUAGGCAGAGCAGAGGCCGUUGCAUGCCCUAGUGACUGCGAGAAUUACCCUAAGGAAAAUAUUAAAGUGGCAGCUCACGCGGGACUUCCCGAGAGUUACGACGGAGACCUGUACAUCCGGGUACCAUUGACAAAUUAAGAAAAACAUUGGAACCUGUUUAGCGUUGAGGGAAACCAAUUUGACAAGAGUAAGUGCCUGGAAUGGAAGCCCUUUCCGCCAUGUGUUGGGACGACGACACCAGCCAUAACUACCACAAUACUUGAUGACACUCCUUAUAUGACAACUCCCUUAUCACCCACUGCUAUAACAAACGGUACCACACCCACUGCCAUAGCAACCACUCCCACACCCAGUGAUAUAACAAACACUACCAUACCCAGUGAUAUAACAAACACUACCACACCCACUGAUAUAACAAACACUACCACACCCACCGGUAUCACAAACACCACCACACCCAUGAAUAUAACAACCACUCCCACACCCACUGCUAUAACAAAUACUUCCACACCCAGUGAUAUAACAAACACUUCCGCACCCAUUGAUAUAACAAACACUUCCGCACCCAUUGAUAUAACAAACACAUCCGCACCCAUUGAUAUAACAAACACUUCUGCACCCAUUGAUAUGACAAACACUACCACACCUGUCGAUGGACCACCAAGCACGGCGUCAUCAAUACUCGAGGGUGACCCUCACUUGAUUACUUUUGACGGGGCUUGGCUUACCUAUAACGGGACUUGCCGUUAUCUUUUAACAGGGCUGUGUCCCAUUUACAAGGGUGACGUCGAAUACUUCUCCCUGAGCGGAAGAAACAUCCUGAGAGGCGAGGUGACGUAUGUGGAAGAUGUCCUGCUGACUGUAUACGGACAUCGACUUUACCUGUCACACGAGGGGGUAGUCACAAUUGAUGGAGAAGAAAUAAAUCUGCCUUACUGGAACGGUCAUAUAAAUAUAACAAAGACUGUACUCAAGUAUGAACCGGUACUGCGUCUGGAGACGGACGCCUCGAUAAACUUUACGCUUACAAUCCGUCACCCAAGGAGGGAUGGUAAACAUCAACUGAGGAUGCAGAUCCCCUGGACAUAUCGAGGAAAACUGUGUGGCCUGGCUCAGAAUUUUAAUGGCGACCCUUCUGAUGACUACCGCCUAUGUGACGGACAGGAUGUCAGCCAUAUUGCGCCUUAUCAAGUACGGGACCAGAAAAUAGCAGACAGCUGUCGUAUUUGGGACGAGAUAGAUGGUCUAAGCCCCAAUUGCAAGACGACUUAGGUAGUAGCAGUUGGAUGUACCAAACUGGAGCCGUAGUCGGAGUUACCUGUACAUCUUUUCAAAGAUAAAUCGCCAGUGUUUGACGCUCUGCUUUGUUAUUUACCCAGGGUGAUUUCCCAAAGAUAAGACGGACAAUUGAAACAAAUUAGUUGUCGUCAUUGCGAUUAUACUCCUUUAUAUACUAUUGUAUUGAACUGACAAUUGCUGUGAAUUAAAAAAACUGUAGCAAAUAUUUCAAUUGAUAAUUUUUAGGAUGGAGCAGUUGAAUUUUCAAAAUAAUAUUCUGUUGGUGAGUUAAAUACUUUUUGUUCUGUUAAUCACCUACAUAAAAAGGCAACAUUUCACGUCAGUAUUGUCUUUGGUGAGCAAAAAUGGAUAGCUUUAUAUAACAUAACUGAAAUUUCAAAGUGGGAUAGGUUUAUAUCAUAUAAUUGAAAUAUCUAAGUGGGAUAGGUCUAUAUUAUAUAACUGAAAUAUCAAAGUGGGAGAGCUUUAUAUCUUGUAACUGAAAUAUGGGACAAGUCUAUAUUAAAUAACUAAAAUGUUAAAGUGGGCUAGGUUUAUAUCCUAUAAAUUGAAUAUCAAGUGGUAUAGGUCUGUAUCGUAUAACUGAAAUAUCAAAGUAGGAUAGAUAAAUGAGUUGUCACCACAAUAUCAAAACGGAAAAGAUAUCUAUGUUAUAAGUAAAUACCGAUUUGGGAUAUGUUUGAAAUGUUUCAAAUAAAUUGGUGAUAGUUA
This is a messenger RNA of Lingula anatina, 3074 nucleotides long. RefSeq lists its product as uncharacterized. NCBI's taxonomy places the organism in Eukaryota, Metazoa, Brachiopoda, Lingulata, Lingulida, Lingulidae. The record is from RefSeq and is a predicted model, not a curated record.